This is a messenger RNA of Rotaria sp. Silwood2, 1344 nucleotides long. The record is from the annotation of a GenBank genome assembly. Lineage: Eukaryota; Metazoa; Rotifera; Eurotatoria; Philodinida; Philodinidae.
AUGAUAUAUCAUGCUUAUUCAAAUUAUGCUAAAUAUGCGUGGGGUGCUAAUGAACAUCGUCCUAUAUCAAAAACAAGUCAUUCAGCCAAUAUAUUUGGAUCAAGUGCAUUAGGAAUAUCAAUUAUUGAUAGUAUUGAUACGAUUUAUUUAGCUGAUAUUAAAGAAUUUUAUCAGAAAUCUCGAGAUUGGAUUGAAACAAAAUUUGAUCCAAAUCUGCCAAGUGAAGUUUCUGUAUUUGAAAUAAAUAUUCGUCUUGUUGGUGGUUUUCUUUCUAUUUACGCCUUAACAAAUGAUAAAUUAUAUCUUGAUAAAGCUGAAUUAGUAGCAAAUCAUCUUCUUCCAGCAUUUGAUACUCCAACUGGAAUUCCUCAUGCUCUAAUAACAUUAUCAAAUGGAGCUUCGAAAAAUUGGAAUUGGGCUGCUGGUGGUUGUUCAAUAUUAUCGGAAUUAGGAACAAUGCAUCUUGAAUUUCAAUAUUUAUCUCAAUUAACAGGAAAAGAUAUUUAUUUACAAAAGGUAGAAAAAAUACGAAAAGUUCUUAAAGAAGCAUCAGAAAAUCAUAUGUAUUAUAAUUAUAUUAAUCCCCAAACUGGAAAAUGGUGUCAAAAACAAGCAUCUGUUGGUGCAUUAGGUGAUAGUUUUUAUGAAUAUUUAUUGAAAAGUUGGGUUUUAUCGGGAAAAAAAGAUGAACAAGCUCGUUCAAUGUAUGAAGAUGCUAUGAAAGCAGCAGAAGAAUCAAUGUUAAGAAAAACUCCAACAACAAAUUUAAUGUAUUUUGGUGAACAACGUUCAGGUCGUUUAGAUCCUCAAAUGGGUCAUUUAGCAUGUUUUAUUGGUGGUGUUUAUGUAUUAUCUGCUUUAUCUGGUGCUGUAUCAUCUAAUUCAUCAAUUAAAAAUCAAAUGGAAAUAGCACAAUCUAUUGGUAAAACAUGUCGAGAAUCUUAUAUAAGAACAGCAACUGGUCUUGGUCCAGAAACAUUUCAUUUUGAAAGAGUUGAUGUUGAAGCAAAAUCAUUACGAGAUAAUGAAAAAUAUUAUAUAUUAAGACCUGAAGUUAUUGAAACAUGGUUUUAUUUAUGGAGAAGUACACAUGAUCAAAUAUAUCGAGAUUGGGCUUGGGAUGCUAUUAUUAGUCUUGAAAAAUAUUGUCGACUUGAUGGUGGUUAUUCCGGUAUAAGAGAUGUUUAUUCAGCAUCAGUUACUCAUGAUGAUGUACAACAAAGUUUUUUUAUUGCUGAAACAUUAAAAUAUCUUUUAUUAAUUUAUUCGGAUGAUUCUUUCAUUUCUUUAGAUACAUAUGUCUUUAAUACUGAGGCUCAUCCUUUCCGUAUUCGCACUUUAUAA